GCCGCUGUCAUCAGCCGCCGACGUGAGGUGUGUGUGUGUGUAUGUUUGUUGGACGAAACCGUUGACACGCUUCUUUUAGCGAGGGCUUUGCAAUUCGCGUUGACUACUGCAUCUGACGAACCAUCGCUGAGGCUAACAAUGGGUUUCGUCCUGCUCUUAACCUCAAAUGCAUGCGUAGGUUUUGCAAAGUCAAACAAGUACCGAACUAGCAUACAAAAUGAAAUUAUGUCAUCAGCUCAUUCUACAUAUGCAUCAACAUGAGACCGCCUUCCCCGCCCUUGGUGCCCAGUCGCUUGCGUCCUGUGAGCAGCAAUUACACGUGUUGCAGAGGUGUGGUUCGGGGAGGUCCAGAUGGCAGGCAUGAGGGGCCCGGCCUGCACUGGAGUCUGGCUCUAGAGUCCACCGAGGGCUCCCACUUUAACUGGACACAUUCCACAGGACGUGUGCCCAUGAGGUCGUCACCACUGGUCCUGGUCCUCCUGAUCGGUGCCCAGGUUGUACUGAACAUGGGAGGUGGAUUGGCCCAGAGCGCUGGCUUAGCCAACCACAAAGCAGGACAACGGACAGUCGCCAAUCACCAAGUAGGACAGCAGCGUGAGACUGCGGCGGCAGCGGAGCAGCAUGCUGACCUCCACAGGACCGGCCACCACAGGACCAAGCGGCGUCAUCGGGCAGCCUCGUACUCGUCUGACCCCUCAGUCCCGGUGGUGGACCCCAGGCUCUUCUCCAAGAAACGGUACCGUUCCUCACCGCGGGUCAUCUUCAGCGAGGAGCCGCCUUCGCACGACGCCCUGGAGAGUGAGGGGUAUGACAUUGAAGGUGUGAGGGGUCUACGGGUGAGGCGUAGAGCGGGGGCGCACACCAUGCACAGAGGAGAGUACUCGGUGUGCGACAGCAUUAACACCUGGGUGGGCAACAUGACCCGAGCCACAGACAUCACCGGGAAUGAGGUGACCGUGCUGCCCAACGUCACAAUCAACAACGUGGUGAAGAAGCAGUUCUUCUACGAGACCACCUGCCGGACCCCGGCACGGAGGGGCUCGGGAACAGUCAACGGAGGAAGGAUGGGGGGACGAAAUGGCAAACAGGGCUCCAAACUGACGAGCCCAGGCUGUCUCGGCAUCGACAGUCGCCACUGGAACUCUUAUUGCACCAACACACACAUAUUCGUAAGCGCCCUCACCAUCUUUAAGGAACGGACAGCCUGGCGUUUCAUCCGUAUCAACGCCGCAUGCGUGUGCGUCCUCAGCAGGAAGUCUUGGGCCGGACGACUCGGACACUGACUGCGGAACACAAGCACGUGCAUUUCUCCCAAGUGACCACUACAGCUUUAUUGCCAAUACUGUACUGUAUUCCUUGACCCUGCCUACACACACACACACACACACACACACACACAUAUAGAUCGUCAUCGUUCCGCCCCCCAUGGCACCCCCACCCCUCACCCUACCUCAGCCCAAGAAGUCCUGGUCUGGACUAAAUAUUAUAUUUAUGGUUUAUACAGUAAAAUAUGAAAUUAUACAGUAUGUGUGCAUGUAUAUGUGCACACACCAAAGAAGCUUCUGUUGUUGUCGUUGUUGUGUUGUUGUUCUUAUUGUUAUUUAUUCAACACACUUGCCUGGUUUGUUUUGUCAGUUUUAAAUAUGCACAUUCAGAAUUUUUACAUGAAUUGUGGAUAAAAAGAAAUGACCAAAGCUGCAGUUUUAUUUUUUGACUUCCUGCCCCGCCUUUUUCACUUUGAUCAUCAGUUUGAUAAUGUUUGGAUGCUCCCCGUC
This is a messenger RNA of Syngnathoides biaculeatus (alligator pipefish), 1775 nucleotides long. It is a transcript of the gene ngfa, whose product is annotated as nerve growth factor a (beta polypeptide). Bases 258 to 1283 code for a protein of 341 amino acids. Lineage: Eukaryota; Metazoa; Chordata; Actinopteri; Syngnathiformes; Syngnathidae. The record is from RefSeq and is a predicted model, not a curated record. Gene Ontology annotation, molecular function: nerve growth factor receptor binding; growth factor activity. Gene Ontology annotation, biological process: cell surface receptor protein tyrosine kinase signaling pathway; nerve growth factor signaling pathway; positive regulation of peptidyl-serine phosphorylation. The transcript has 3 exons.